Molecule: messenger RNA, 1184 nt
Organism: Polychytrium aggregatum
Lineage: Eukaryota; Fungi; Chytridiomycota; Chytridiomycetes; Polychytriales
Exons: 1
Coding region: 229-885 (218 amino acids)
Biological process (GO): glutathione metabolic process
Molecular function (GO): glutathione transferase activity
Source: RefSeq, a predicted model, not a curated record
UUCAAACCUCCUGCGAUCGAUUUCUCAGCGCGGGCGGGGCUUGGCACCGGCACCAGCGCUGAUUGGCCCGGCGGUCGUGGGGCAUCCCCAGCAACCCGGCAACCGGGGCCAUACAAAUGCGGUGCGCCGCGAUACCAACUUCCCAGCAAACAUCUGCCUCGCUUGCCCACAGUCGACCACCGCUUCUAUCCGACACGACCACCGCCUCUAUCCGACACGACCACCGCCAUGACCGUCACCAAGCCCUCUUCCCUCAAGCUCACCUACUUUGACAGCCCCGGCCGUGCCGAGGCCAUCCGCCUCACUCUCUUCAUCGGCGGCGUCGAGUUCGAAGAUGAGCGCCUGACCCGCGAGCAGUUUGCCGCCAUCAAGCCCACCCUGCCCUUUGGCCAGCUCCCCGUCCUGACGGUUGACGGCGAGCACGUCGUUGCCCAGUCGGACGCUCUGCUGCACUACGCCGGAAUCCUCUCGGGCUUGUACCCCAGCAACGACGACCCCUUUGCCUGCCUUCUGACCGAGCAGGCCCUUGGUCAGCUGGGCGACAUGGCCGCCAAGCUCGUCGAGGUCUUCCACUGCCCGGAUCCUGCCAGCAUGGCCGCUGCCUGCAACAAGCUUGCCACCGAGGUCUACCCGCCCAUGCUUGCGGGUCUGGACAACGUCCUGGCAAAGUACAGCGGCAAGUACUCGGUCGGCGACAAGAUCACCAUUGCCGACGUUACGCUCUACCACUUGGUGAACAUGGUCUCGGGACCGGCUCCUCUGAUUCCGUUCAUGCCUGCCGAUCUGGUGGCGCCGUACAUUCACAUCACCAAGGUCUACGACACUGUCAAGAGCCAUCCGCGAGUGAUCGAGUGGCAGGCCAAGAACGCUGCCCGCAAGCAGUGAUGCAGUCAUCACAAACCUCCCCCCGCUGUUGGCGUUCCAUGGGGCUCCAUGGUGUUCCAUGGUGCGUGGAGGUCGAGCUAUUGGUUGUUCCAUGGUGUCUGGGAUCCAGCCGUAUGGAUCACCAUUCCACAUCCUUGGUCGACAUAUCAUCGUGACCGAGUCGCACACUGGUGAGGCGGCCCCCGCAUUCUGGUCUCACCAAGAGAGAUCCCAAUGACUGUUGUUCUGAUUGUCGAUAAUCACGAUAUAUAAUAAUAAACAAACCUGGGCAUCCGGUAAUUUGUCCAAUGUCCAACCUA